UUUGACAUUCAUAAAAUCAUACAAUCCAUUUCAGGGAUUUUACAAAAACAAUUCGUGCUGGUCGUGAUAUUUAUUUACUAUUUUUGAAACAAAAUAUGAAAUUUUGGUUAAAGUACAAUGUACAUUAAUUAACCUGAUAACGUAAAAGUGUGAUGAUUUAGUAUAUUUCAUUAAGAAACUGCAUAAUGACAGACUCUGGAGUCGACACUGGAAAUGAGAGCAGCGAUAAUCCUGUGUUUGAUCAUUCGAAAUGUGUUUUGGAAUUUAAUCUUCCAGCAAUUCCUAUAACCCAAUCUGGUCAACCAAUGCCAGUAGAGUUUUUAGAUGAGCCACAUGAUCAUGUCGGAAAAAUUAAAUGCUCCACAAAAGCAAGACACUGCCGUCUUAAGCAUAGAUACGGUGGAACAGUUUGCGCAUCCAGGAAUCACAAGUUGCGGUUCGCGGCUUCCACGAAUAACACAGAACUCGUUGAAAGAUUAUUAAAAGCUGGAGCGGAUCCUAAUUGUUCAGAUGAGCACAAAAGAAGCCCAUUGCAUUUAGCAGCUUGCCGUGGCUAUGUCGAUGUAGUGAGAAUACUUCUGCGUCACGGUGCUAACCCUAACAAUAAAGACACACUUGGAAACACACCUCUUCAUUUGGCUGCAUGUACUAAUCACAUAACGGUUGUCAUUGAACUAUUAGAUGCUGGAACUGAUGUCAGUUCACAUGACAGAAAUGGCCGCAAUCCCAUACAAUUAGCACAAAGUAAAUUAAAGAUAAUACAAAUGCGUCCCAGUGGUGUGGGGCAUUUUGAAGUGACUCGUCAAUUGAUUAGUGAAAUUUGCCAAGUUGUAGAAAUGAUGCUGAAAUAUAUGAAAAUGCAGAAGGCUGAUGCAGGUGAGCUGGAAUCUUUGCGACUGAGGUUGGAGCAAGUGAGUACACGGGAACAAGUUGACUCAGAAGUACAAAAUCUACUCGACAGCCUGGACUCACUGAAACUUAGAUAAAUAUAUUGUCAAAGACUAUUGAACAAGUACUACAUAGAUAAUAAGCUCAUAGUUUUUGUAUUUAGUACUAAGUGGAGGUGUAUUAAAAUGUUCAAUUACUAUUGCCUUUUCUAUUGCAAAUCUUUUACUACUAUAACCUUUAAUUUAAACAAUAUCACUUUUAGCAAAUUAUUUAAAAUUCAUUCAUUUGUACCUUAUUUCUUAUUUAAAUAAGUUCUUUCAUUCCAUUUGUGUGAAAUUCAAUGCUG
This is a messenger RNA of Bombyx mandarina (wild silkworm), 1234 nucleotides long. RefSeq names its product ankyrin repeat domain-containing protein 54. Gene Ontology annotation, molecular function: protein binding. NCBI's taxonomy places the organism in Eukaryota, Metazoa, Arthropoda, Insecta, Lepidoptera, Bombycidae. The record is from RefSeq and is a predicted model, not a curated record.